Molecule: messenger RNA, 314 nt
Organism: Periconia digitata
Lineage: Eukaryota; Fungi; Ascomycota; Dothideomycetes; Pleosporales; Periconiaceae
Source: the annotation of a GenBank genome assembly
UCAUCACUACUCAGAAAUUAGUAACGCUAAGAGGGGAAGGUAUGUGGACUUGCGCUGAAGAGUUUCCCCAUAGGCUAUCAGUAUCUCUGGGUUCUGUGGGCUCUGCAGGCUCGUUCUCGCUUGGUCCUGUUUGGUUUUUGUCCUCUGGCUCGGGCUUAUUGUUUUUCUCGGAAUCUGUCGGCAUAACUUCAUCGGAUUCUUUCGGCUCUUCUUCUUUAGGUUCUGGGGAGUCGUGCUCAGGUUCAGAGGUUCCUUCUGGUGUGUCAGACACUGUGGACAUGGUCUGUGCCAUCGUUGGGGUUAGCUGCUACUAG